AGCUGUUAUCACCACAACGUAUCGAUCAUUUUGAUCUCGUUGACUGGUGAUAGAUACAUUUGCUUACAUGAAGCAUUAUCUUGCGGUUAUGUUACUUAUUGCGUCGUUUAUCACGGAUCCUGUAUUAGAACUGUCUUUUAAUGUUUUUUGUCGGUAGUCGGUGUUUACCAAUGCUAACAUUUAACGUUAGCAUCGUACACAAACGAGAUUCGUUAAUUGUUUUCAUCACGGUUAGAUCUGUAUUUUUGUUGUCUUUGUUGAAUUCAAGAUCGGUUUUAACUAAUUCCCGUGUUAUUGGACCUGUUUCAUUGAAGGAAGUCCGACAAAAUGACGUCUCACUUCUCGUCAUGUUCCAUUCACUCUUACUUUCGUUUUUAGUUAUAGCUGAGGUCAGUUUCAUGUAUUUGCAGUCAGCAGAUUAGCGUUUUUCUUUUGCUUAAAAUGUUGCUUUGGCAUCUUCUUGGUCAUGUGUCCUAUUGUAUGUUAUUUCUUAAAAUAUAGGAUUUUUACUUUUACACCUUGCCUUGUGUGCUGUAUCACUGUCUGCUGACACCACGAACCAGCAGAUUCGCUGCAGUUUAGUUUCUUAAGAUCUGUAAAAGUCCUGCAGAGUAUGGGGUUCAGUCUGUGUAAGGAUGUCACUUAGGCUGUUCUUAUUCUUCUUGGUGAGAUCUCAGCAUUCAGGUCCAUCUAAGAUCAUUGUGGUAACUUCUGCAUGGAAAUAGUUAAGGUUUAAAGGUCUUCUCUGCUACAGACUAGACCUGAGCAGACAUGGAUCCUCUGGCAGUGGACGAUGACAUUUGCAUCCUCAAACACGAGACGGCGUACACAGCCGCUGGUGAGAGCCCUGUGUCGGUGUGUGCUGGCGAUGAAUCUGUCGCGUCUCACUUUGCCUUGGUGACGGCGUAUGAGGACAUCAAGAAGAGACUAAGGGACACAGAGCGAGAUAAUACUUUGCUGAGGAAAAGGGUUAAGCAGCUAGAGGACAAGCUCUUCAGACCAGAAGCGCCUCCAUCAGAGGGCCCCCACUACGUGAACAAGGCCUUCAGUGCCUACCGCGGCAUCUAUAUAGAGAAGGAGGACCUGCAGAUGGAGCUGAACAAGCUGAAAAAGGAAAAGAGUGAGAGUGAGAGGAUGCUGACGGAGCAGCUCCAGGCUAAAGAGUUGGAGCUGCUGCAGCUGAGGACAGAACUGGAGACCACCCAAGGUACAGUAAUGAAGAGCCUGAACAGCCCUCUGGACUCGUGGCAGAUGGAGAGGGCUAGCACCGAGCUGCAGAUCCGCAACUUACAGGACGAGCUCGAGAGGGUUACGCUCGAGAACAGUCGACUUCUGGAGACAAGCAAAGAGGAGUCUUGCAGCCUUAAUGGACCAGUGUUGGACCAGACGUCUGAUGCAAAGCACAGCGCAAGGGAUCAGAACAUCCAACAAAUAUAUAAGGCUUUGUGCUGCGAGGUGACUCGUCUCCAUUCAGAGCUGAAGCACCAGACGGACCUGAUUACGAAACUCAGACCGCUGAUCGGAGAAACGAGACCAGCUGCUUCAACCGUUCCAGUCCAGUGUUUGGAUGACGUGGAAAAAAACAACAACCUUCCAGUUGUUCGGGCACCAGUGCCCCGCCCCCCAACCGUCCCUUCCUGCUCUGGACGCCCCUGCCCCCCUGUUGGUGGCCUUUCGGGACUCCCUCUCCCUGACUCUCUGAGGGAGGACUGCUGGUAUAAUGGGCCCUGGCCCCCUCAGAGCUGUCUAGUGGAGGCCCUGGUUGGGAGUGACACCUGCUCCGUGGUUCUCCCCCCACCUCCUCUGAACCAGGCAUCUCUGGAUGACAGUUCGCGCUCCUUUCCCAGCCCCCCUAAGCCCAGUGACGCUAUGUUCUGGGAGGGACACGCUGCUGCGUCCAGUUCUUCAUCCUCACUAGGAAACUUCACUCCCAUGAGCCCCCCCAACACAGAGUGGACCAAACCGUAUUGAGGUCAACUGCAACGAGACAAAUGAUUAAGCAAUUGGUGGAAAACAAGUGAAUGAAAGACUGGAUGAACUGUGACUCUGCCACACGGUGACCACCUAACCUGCCUUAAGUUGAUGAAACCACACCUCAGUGGUUUUCUACACUGGACCUACUUUGCGUGGGAACUAAUCCAGGCCAGAUGAGGCCUUUUGGAGGUGAGGAAUCACUCAUUGACCAUCUCCGCAUCAGUGAAAAUAUCCCGACUUCGCAGAGGAAAAAGUUGCUGAGAAAACCUCAAAGAAUAAAUAUCUCCAAGUGUAUUCUUCUUUGCACGCACAUGCACAAGUGUGUGCAAGCAUGCAUACAAGCAGUCUGAUCUGUGUGUAUGUGCAAAUAUAUGCACAUCAAGGUGUGCCUGUGUGUCUACGUCAUAAUAACCCUAAUAAGGCUCAAAGGAGCCUCCUUUCCAUACAUACUGGUCACGGAUCACUAGAGCCACAACAUAGUAGGUUUUGUACAACUGGUCCUCCUCACUGCAGCUCUUAUUUUAAAAUGUUGGAUCACUGUAAAGCGUACAGGGUAUGUAGCCCCGUUUGUCUCCUGGUCACUGGUAUGAAGACACGGAUGGUGUGGCUGUUUUGUGCUGUGGUCGACUUGAAUGAGCUUUAUGAAAACAGACUUCUGGUCAAGAUUUAACAUUCAUUUUAAUUAAGCCUUUGGAUUUUUGUGGGAAGUGAAUCACUAAACCAACUCUGCCUCCUUAAAGCUGUCUUUUUCAGGGCCUUAUGGUGGUAGUUGAUUUCCUCAGACAUACUGUUGUCGGUUAUUAUUUUAACCAGAUAAUCAAGACUCACAAAAAUGCAAUCCAUGCUCUCCACUGUAUUCAUAAGGUUUAUGGAUGUUUAGAAAGUAGAUGUACCUAAUCCCAAAUGAUGCUAAGGUUCCAGUAACAGAAGAUGGAUGUUUUUUUGAUUUUACAGUCUUAAAAUGAUGUACAUGAGAAAUGACAAGAUUCACAGACCGUGCACAUCUGUAUAAAUGUAAAGGGUGGGCUUCAGUACUUUGCCAAAUGUGAUUAUGCACUCCAUUCUGUGUUUUGGUUUUCCUCCUUUGACACAGAGACCUCUGACGAGCAUAAAAGCGAUCUACGAUGGUGACUAGGGCAUGUGCGCCGUGGGUUCACAACGUUCUGUGGUUCUCUAAAGAUCGUUUUCUUUGGCUUUCUUCGUUAAUCUGAUUUUACAACUUUGAUCCUGUUUUUUUACAGCAGUGCUUUCAUAAUUCUGUAAAGGAUUUGCAAACCAAAAUGCAAUGUACAGUAGAUAAUGGAUUAUAUUUUAGAUUUACUGCACUUCAGACUGUUUGUAAAUAUGAUUAAAUAAAUGAAUGAAAACCA
Messenger RNA from Nothobranchius furzeri (turquoise killifish), 3344 nucleotides. RefSeq names its product 5-azacytidine induced 2 (gene azi2). NCBI's taxonomy places the organism in Eukaryota, Metazoa, Chordata, Actinopteri, Cyprinodontiformes, Nothobranchiidae. The record is from RefSeq and is a predicted model, not a curated record. Gene Ontology annotation, biological process: canonical NF-kappaB signal transduction. Gene Ontology annotation, cellular component: cytoplasm.